This is a messenger RNA of Macrobrachium nipponense, 1868 nucleotides long. Its product is annotated as cytochrome P450 2L1-like. The record is from RefSeq and is a predicted model, not a curated record. Bases 167 to 1630 code for a protein of 487 amino acids. The transcript is spliced from 11 exons. Gene Ontology annotation, molecular function: oxidoreductase activity, acting on paired donors, with incorporation or reduction of molecular oxygen, reduced flavin or flavoprotein as one donor, and incorporation of one atom of oxygen; iron ion binding; heme binding. Gene Ontology annotation, biological process: xenobiotic metabolic process. Gene Ontology annotation, cellular component: intracellular membrane-bounded organelle; cytoplasm. Lineage: Eukaryota; Metazoa; Arthropoda; Malacostraca; Decapoda; Palaemonidae.
CCGUCAACUCAAGGUCUUGAUAGAGAUCUUCUCAUCCCUGGGCCUUAUCAUUUAUGUCAGUAGACGUUGUUGUCUCACUGUGAAUAGACGCAUUAGGUUGUUCAGAGUCCAAUUGAAACCAUUCGCAGGAUUUACGUUCUGAGCGGAUGAGAAAUCCCAGACAACGAUGAUUCUCGAAAUCAUUCUCUUCCUCGCCCUCGUUCUCAUCCUUCGCCAUUGGCUAAAGAGACCCAAGGGAUUGCCACCAGGUCCUCUUGCGUAUCCGAUUUACGGCACCGGGGUGGCUUUACAGAUGAAGCAAGUAUUGAAUUACCAGAAGAAAUAUGGAGACGUCUUCACGUUAGAAUUCGCAGGAGUGAAAUUUCUCUACAUCUGCGACUACAAACUGAUCAAGGACGCCCUUGGAAGGACUGAGUUCUCGGAUCGACCGAGUUCGGAAGGAUUUCACUUCAUGACUGACGGGAAGGAAGCAGGAGUGAUCAUGAGCAACGGUCAAAGGUGGGUCAAUGCCCGACGGUUCCUCCUCCGGAACCUGAGAGAUUUGGGCAUGGGCAAAUCGAACCUGGACGAAGCCAUCAUCCACGAGGCCCGGUAUCUGAUUGAGGACAUGAAGCGAUACGCUGGAAAGCCUUCCACGUUUCCAGAGUCUUUGAACAUUGCUGUUCUUAAUGUAGUCUGGCAAAUGGUUGCAGGUCGGAGGUACGACUUACACGACGAGGAGGUCUGCGAUUUCAUCAAGAUCAUGAAAAUGCUUCAGGACGACUCCAUUGGGUUUUUCAUCCUCGAGACUUGUCCAAUCUUGAAGAAAAUUCUCCCAAAAUAUAUCAUCAACAAAUUCUUCGGACUGGAAGUUCUGGCUCAAACUGUGGCUGCUGCAAAGAAGCUGUUUGGGAAAGCGAUAGAAGCCAGGAAGGCCGAGCUGGACAUCAACCAUGCAGAGAAUGUGAUUGAUGAGUACCUCAUUCAGAUGAAUGACAAAUCAGAUAUUGCAGAGUUCUUCAGUGAGGGCGACCUGAUGAGGGUCAUCUUUGACCUGUUCACUGCCGGUUUCGACACGACCUCCAACAUGCUCAGGUGGAUGAUACUCUACGCAGCCAAGUACCCGGAUGUCCAGAAGAGAGUGCAGGAGCAAAUUGACGAAGUGGUUCCUCGUGGGGAGUUUCCCACCAACCAACACAAGUCACAGUUACCUUUGAUGGAAGCCUUCAUCCACGAAGUCCUUCGAAUGAGUUCUCUGGUGCCCUUCGGUGUCUUUCACGCCACUGGUGCGGAUACCCACCUAGCAGGAUACCUCGUGCCAAAGGGAGCAUUCGUUUUUGGUAUGACAGGAUUCUGUCAUCAGGAUCCACGGUACUGGGAAAGCCCUCAGGAGUUUAGGAUCGAAAGGUUCCUGGACGAGGAAGGAAAGUUCAUUUCCCACAAGGAAGGAUUCGCGCCGUUUUUGAUAGGCAAAAGGAGCUGUUUGGGCGAAUCUCUGGCCAGGAUGGAAAUGAGCAUUUUCUCAGCGGCUCUGUUCCAGAACUUCACUUUCUCGCCGCUAGAGGGACGGGAGAUCGACCUUACUCCGCAAAACUUACCUAUGGCGAAUUACGCAAAGGAUCAGGACAUUCUCAUAUCCGUCAGGAAUUGAAGUCGAUUGACUGUGCGUGCACGCUUAAGUCUGUUCAAGAGAUAUAUACAGUUUUACGUGAUCGUCAGUCUAUAGUUACAUAUAGGCUUAUAAGCCUAACUAAUGUCGUAGCUAUUGAUAUCACGUACUUUUUUUAAAACUAAAUUUCCUGCUAUUCUAAUCUAAACUUUAUAUUUUAAUGUAGGAAGCCUACAAAUUCUCGAAGUUUUUAAUAAAGAAUAUUCCCUACUUUACAUAA